Molecule: messenger RNA, 3393 nt
Organism: Hylaeus anthracinus
Lineage: Eukaryota; Metazoa; Arthropoda; Insecta; Hymenoptera; Colletidae
Product: tumor necrosis factor receptor superfamily member 4-like
Exons: 2
Coding region: 391-921 (176 amino acids)
Biological process (GO): inflammatory response
Molecular function (GO): protein binding; tumor necrosis factor receptor activity
Source: RefSeq, a predicted model, not a curated record
CGAAGCAGGACCUCCGUUCCGCGGUUAUCCUCGAGACCGACACCGACUUACUUCGCCGAAGUAACGACGAGACCGUUCGCCGAUCCGUUUCGUUAUUCGUUGGAAACCGAUCGAAAUCGCGCGCUAGUCGAUCUCGAGGAUCGAUCGACGGCGAAGAGCAGUGAGUCGUAUCGUUCGACGAUCGAGGGAAUCGCGCGGUCGGGUCGUGAACCGUGGAAAACGGAUUUUAAGCGGACACUCUCGUAUCCUGGUCGGAUAUCGAGUAGAACCGAUUCGUUCAGUGAUCGAUGUGCACCACCGAGCCGAAGGAAUCGCGUGGGACGUAGAGCCGUAGUCGAUCGUUGCUUCCACGAGAUAUCGAGGAUAAGAAGAGGAAAGAGGACGAAGAAGAUGCUUCCUGGACGAGGAUUAAUCGUCGUCGUCUUUGGCGUCUGCUUGAUCGGCGCUCUUCUCCAGGUGAGCGAGGCCAGGCCCCGCAUCAGGCACCAGAAAGAUGGCACUCACUGCAGCAGAUGCGGUCCAGGCUGGGGUGUGGUGAAUCGCUGUAUCCGUGGCCGCGACACCGAGUGCGGAAAGUGUUCCGCGGGCACCUACAGCCCUCACCAUAGCACCCACCCCUGCUGGAUCUGUUCGAGAUGUGGUCCAGGACUCUACGAAGCGCACCCAUGCACCUCCAAGACCGACACUGUCUGCGACUCUUGUCACAGGCCGGCACCGGACAACCCAGACUACCACAGAAAGUGCAACGGAAGGACAAACCUCUUCCUCGCACCGGAAGACGCUCAGGGAACCGGCGAGGAGAGCGCUUUGGUGAACGAACCCGAUGGCCAGGAGCAGUUAUUCGACGGUGAAGAGAUCCUCGAGGAGGACGCCGAGGCGGCGAUCGUCACCAAGGAGCUGAACUCUCUGGAAAGGCUCUAAACAAGACGAUUUUCCAUCCUGGUGGAAGGCAGGUCUAACCAGAGAGUUUGGAAUGUGUUUAGAUUCUUCAAAAGGCUGCGUAGGAUAUUUUUGGAAGGUACAUCCCGGACAGUGUGGGGAAUCGUGAGGAUUCGAAAUGCAGAGUGGAGAUACAGAAUUCUUCAGGGAUUCGAUGGAAAUACUCGCGUCUCAAGUUCCAACGUAAGCAGAAUCAUCGUAGCUUGGAAUGAUCCUGAAGUCUUUCAAAGCUUGCACUAAGUAUCUUUCGAAAUGAACACUCCUAAGUAGAAGACUUGAGAUCUUUUAACAGUUUCCAAAAGUAUAUUCGAGAAAUGCAUUAGAACUGAGGCUCGUCAAGAAAAUAUCGAAAUCUUUUGGGAAUGGAUCAGAUUCGAAGAUGAUAAAGACACCUCUUGAGACAUUCACGCCUCGAGUCCCGACACAAACAGAAACAUUAUAGUUUGGAAUAUUUCUAGAGACUCUUAAAGCUUGAACUAAUUAGACGAUCGAUCUGCCAGCCCAAGAGAGAACUUGAAAUCUUCUAAGACUUUCCAAAAGCAUACUCGAGGAGUGCAUUAGACCUGAGGCUCAGGGAGGACCGCUCCAGAAUCGACGUGAUUCGGAGGCGAAGAGAUCUCUUUAGAUUCCCGCGCCUUGGGUGGAGUCUUAAUGCAAGUCGAAUCAUCGGGAUAUCGAAUCCACUGGAAAAAUUCAUUAGAUCUGCGAUGGAAGAUAGCCAAAGACUCGGAUUCGGGACGCUUGGUGUCUCGAGGAAGGAGAUUGGAAGGCUUCUGAAUCGUCCGAGGAAUCGUCACAGGGACGAUGGACGAAAAUUGAUCCCCGAUUUUCCAACUGAGAAGAAAAUUGGACGACCUGGGACAUUCUUUGAAAUUCAUAGAGAAGUGAGAUGCUUCCACGAUGGGGGACAUUAGAGAACUAGCUGCUGUGCUGAAGAGGGCGAUCAGCUUUCGUCCUUUUCCAUAGGAUACGUAACAUCAACCGGAGAAAUCGUACUCGGUAAUAUUCGCGCAGCCUGAUUGUACGCUUUUGGUCGCAACCGGACCGGUUGAAACCUUCCUAGAACUACUCGUCAACUCUGGUGCUCGUUCUUUCAACUUUCUUAAUUCUCCAUUACGCUAAGAAAACCUUCGAAGCGAGGUCGAUCGGACCGGUGUCCUUCGAUCCUCCGUUGCUAGUCACAUAGUCGAUAAGUAGGUGAUAAGGUGUAACAUAUUAAACGCGAUCGUAACGCUCUAGCGGGAGUGUAAACGCGUGUCUUAUUUCGUUAACCCUCUAUUGAAUGAAUCUUAUUAUCUGGAGGAAAAUUAAUCAUUUUAUGAUUAGGAUACUCGAGGCUUUUGGGACUCGACUUUUCGCGGUUGAUAGUGGAGAUAUUGACGCUUUUGAAUUAGGUAGCGUAUGUUAGAGAAACCGCGAGCGCAAAUACCAUUACACGCGACAGAGUAAUUGUAAUGGCAAUUAUUUAAUUACUUGGUCAAAGUAAUCAUUACUAGUAAUUGAGAAAUUACUUAAUGGCGAUUAAGAAUUUACAGCUCUGGUUUACAUGUACGAGAGAAGCAGCAAAUACUUCGAUCGACCGUCCGAUACCUGUUUACUCCGUAAAGGGGUUGCCAAUUAAUGGUUCUAGAAUCUGAUGAUGAUUAAUUUUGUUUGCAUGUCCACGAAUUAAUUAAUACUCAAACCUGGAAGGUUAUUAGAGGCGUAGGAAAAUGUCAUGUACAAAUCCCAGGUUGUCUUUACUGGCAAACAGAUAGGACACUCGAUUUGGGUACAUUGUACAAUAGAGGGUUAAAUCGUUAUAGCUGCACUCCAAUGUAAUUAAUGUAGUCGUGGAACGCAACGCGAUUUGCCUUCGAGUAAACUUCGCUGUUGGAGUUACGACACACCUUUAAUGUCAAUCUAGCGUGAUUACUACUGUGUUCUGUAAGUCUUAUUCGCCGAGGUGCUCAAUUUGUAUAAUAUCCACCAGAGGUAGGAUCCAAGAGCUCCUUAUUUCUAGAUCUUUCGUUGUGUACCCGAUACAAUUUUAUAGAAUUUCACGAUCUUUUCAAAUAACUUUAAAAUAGAAUAAGAUAACGUUACUUGAAAUAUAUUUCGAAUAAUAUCAUUUCGAAAGUCCCCAGGUCCAGAUACUAAUAGGCCCGUGGAUCAACCCUGAGUGUUCACUUGAUUUCGAUCAAAAUGUUCGAUCUACCAGUAGCGAGCAUGUCGCGAAACUCGAUACCUUUUCUUCUCUUGCUUUCACCAGAAACCAUUAAUUUAACCGUCAGAGAGCAUCUCAAUUUUCCAAUAUCACUCCUUCAAGGUAAACAAGCGCCACGGUGGAUAAGACGUCCCGAACACCUGUACGAUACGUACACACUCGUAUAAACAUAUUCAUGUACAUCCAAAGAUCUCCGAGGGAAUCUCUGGAUACGUACGAAUUUCAUUGGAGAAUUUUAUUUUCUUCGG